CCGCGGCCGCGCAGCCCCGGGGGGGCCCCCGGAGGACACCCCCGGUCCCCGCGGGGGCGGCGGGGACACCGCGGCGCUGGGAGGGAGGUCAAGGAUGGUCCAUGUGAUGGGGGAUGCCGCCUGCUGGGUCCUGCUCGGGCUCUCCCUCCUCCCCAUCGCCGUCCUGGGCUCCCAGGACGAGGGGAAGGUGAUCCACAUCACCAGGGUGCAGCACCAGGCGGUGCGGGUGGGGCUGGGGGAGCCCGUGACCCUGCCCUGCCUCUUCCUCCUGCACCCCUCCGCCUCCCUGGGGCCCAACGAGCCCCCGGAGCCGCCGCGCGUCAAAUGGAGCAAGGUGCGCUCGGCCACCGGCCAGAGGGAGGACGUGCCCAUCCUGGUGGCCAAGGACAACGCGGUGAAGGUGGUGAAAGCCUACGAGGGCCGAGUGUCGCUGCCCGGCUACGCCCGUGACCGCUCCAACGCCACGCUGCAGCUGCGGGCGGCCCGCGCCAGCGACGCGGGGCUCUAUCGCUGCGAGGUGGUGGCCGGCAUCGACGACGAGCAGGACCUGCUGCCGCUGGAGGUGACGGGCGUUGUGUUCCACUACCGGCCCGCGGGCGAGCGCUACGCCCUGACCUUCCCCGCCGCCCGCCGCGCCUGCCGCGACAACUCGGCCGUCAUCGCCUCCCCCCAGCACCUCCAGGCCGCCUUCGAGGACGGCUACGACAACUGCGACGCGGGCUGGCUGAGCGACCAGAGCGUGCGGUACCCCAUCACCCUGUCCCGGCCCGGCUGCUACGGAGACCGCAACAGCCUCCCCGGCGUGCGCAGCUACGGGCGGAGGGAGCCCGCCGAGCUCUACGACGUCUACUGCUACUCCCGGGAGCUGCGAGGGACCGUGUUCUACGCCACGGUGCCGGGGCGCUUCAGCUGGCAGGAGGCCCGCAGGCACUGCCGGAGCCGGGGCGCCUCGCUGGCCACCACGGGCCAGCUGUACCUGGCGUGGCGAGAGGGGCUGGACCAGUGUGACCCGGGCUGGCUGGCCGAUGGCAGCGUCCGCUACCCCAUCCGCCUGCCGCGCAGGAAGUGCGGGGGCGAGGCCUCGGGGGUGCGGACCCUUUACCAGUUCCCAAAUCGCACCGGUUUCCCCUCCGCCGCCUCCAAAUUCGACGCCUACUGCUACAAAGCCGCGGGGCACAGGGACACGGAGGAGCCGGUGCUGCCGGUGCCCCCCACGCCCGACCCGCCGAGCAGCGACAACGUGCUAGUGGAGCACAGCGAGGACCUGGGCACUUCGGGGGACACUCGCGACAUCCCCCGCGACCGCUACGACCUCCAGCCGCAGCCGGGGCCCGCGGGGCUGGGCGAGGAUGAGGACGAGCAGCUGCGGCCGGCCAGCGGCAGCCCGGUGGCGCAGCGCGGUGACCUCCCGGGGGCUGCCCUGUCGCCGGCACCGGCGGCUCCAGGGCUGGGGACGGGCGGUGGGACAUCCCUGCCGCCCACCGCGGCCCCCUCGCUGGCGUGGCCCCACGAGGAGGAGGCUCUCAACGUGGUGGAUCAGGCUCCGGACAGCUCCCGGCGGGAUCCUCCGGCACAAGGAGAGCCCGAGGGACUCCCGGCCACCCUCCUGUCACAUGCCCAAAGCCCAGCCCUGGAGCACAGCACCGGCUCGUCCUUGGCACCGGCGACCCCCAGCGCGGCCCCGGAGACCCCCAGCACCCCCCCGGGCAGCUCCAGCGCCCCGAGGAAGAGCUACCCCGGGCUGAACGGGCGCUACUUCCAGCUCCAGCGGCACAGCCGGGACCCCGCGGUGGCAGCUGGGGACACCACGGUGGCCAUUGGGGACCCCACGGUGGCGAUUGGGGACCCCACGGUGGCAGCUGAGGAGCCAGCGGGGAUUGUCACCCAGGUCCCCGUGCUGGCGCUGGAGGUGAAAGGACCCGCAGCCAACGCCGUGGAGCUGUGGAGCCUCCCCCGAGCCGGCACCGAGAGCCCCCGGCGGGAGGGUCCCCACGCGUCCCCCAAAGCGCUGGAGGAGGAGCCCAGCCCCGAGCUCAUGGCCCCGGCCACCGCCCCGGUGUCCCCCUCGCCGCAGGCGCCGGCCCCGAGGGAUUCAGGGACCCCCGCAGGGACCCCGCCCGUGCCGUCCCCGUCCCCGUCCGUCCCCGCCACCCCCCGCGACGCUCGGGGCCACCGGGACAUCCCCGCGGGUGGGGCUCAGCCCGUCCCCAGCGCCCGCGGGGACUCCCCGCGGCCACCCGCGGAUGCCACCGAGGACUUCUCCGGGGACCCUCCCUCCCAGGACGGCGGUGGCUCGGUGCCCCCGCUGCCUCCGCUGCCCCCGGCCCCGUUGGUGGCCGAGGGUCCCGAGCCGGCCCCGCAGCCCCGCGGAGACGGCGGGGACGGCAGCGGGGCCCCGGGUGACGGCGCGCUGGAGAGGCAGAGGAAGGCGGUGACAUUCCUGCAGCCAGAGGGUCCCUCCGAGGGACACGCUGCCACCGCCGGCUACACCGAGGGGGCUUCUCCCGGGCCCCUGGGGCGGUCCAGCGCCGCGGCUCCCCACGGGUCGGCCGAGCCUAGCCAGGAGCAGCCGGAGGGAUCCAGGGAUGCGGCCGAGCCUAGCCAGGAGCAGCCGGAGGGAUCCAGGGAUGUCGGGAAUGGCGCAGCCGAGCCCAGCAGCGAAGCAGCCGCGUCCACCCCGGCCUGGGAUGUCCCCUCUCCGUCCCCUUCCCCCACGGCCACCGAGGUGGUGCUGUGGGCCAGCACCGAGCGGCCGGAGGAGGGUGGCGGUCUGGAGCCGGUGGCCGAGGAGGGGUCCACAGGCUUCACUCCCCGAGACCCACAGCCCACCCACCGCUCGGAGGCGGGGCUGGGGGCAGCCGAGCAGCUCCUCCUGUCCCCCCCGGGCCCCCGGCAGCCCCCCGCCACCCCCGGCGCCCCAGCUGUCCCCAGACACGAGGAUGCUCCAACAGCCCCCGGCGAGGAGGACUCCUCCGGGGAGGCCAAGAGGGAAGAGUCCCCCACUGCCCUCGGGCCCUGGCCGUCCCCCAGUGCCCCCCACCCACGGGGGACGGAGCCCGCCGGGUCCCCGAGCGCGGGGCUGCUCUUUGAGCCCUCCGCGGAGCCAGAGCUGGGGGGUCCGGAGGGGUCCCCGCUGCUGGACGCCGACAGCGGCAGCGGGGAGGAGCCGGCGCUGGAGGAACGGGAGCUGCUGGCCUGGGUGGGCACCGGCAACGCCAGCGGGCACGCGCCUCCGGACCCGUGCCAGAACAACCCGUGCCUGCACGGCGGGACGAGCCGUGCCAACGGCACCGUGUGCGGCUGCAGCUGCGCCCCGGGCUUCACCGGCGAGAACUGCGAGAUCGAUAUCGACGACUGCCUGUCCAGCCCGUGCCAGAACGGCGGCACCUGCAUCGACGAGAUCAAUUCCUUCGUGUGCCUCUGCCUGCCCAGCUACGGCGGCAGCCGCUGCGAGAAAGACACGGAGGGCUGUGACCACAACUGGCACAAGUUCCAGGGGCACUGCUACCGCUACUUCGCCCGCCGGCGCUCCUGGGAGGACGCGGAGCGCGACUGCCGGCGCCGGGCCGGGCACCUCACCAGCAUCCACUCGCAGGAGGAGCACGGCUUCAUCAACGGCUUCGGCCACGAGAACACCUGGAUCGGGCUCAACGACCGCAUCGUGGAGCAGGACUUCCAGUGGACCGACAACACCGGCUUGCAAUACGAGAACUGGCGGGAGAACCAACCCGACAACUUCUUCGCGGGCGGCGAGGACUGCGUGGUGCUCGUGUCCCACGAGAUCGGCAAGUGGAACGACGUGCCCUGCAACUACAACCUGCCCUACAUCUGCAAGAAAGGCACAGUGCUGUGCGGGCCCCCCCCGGAGGUGCCGAACGCUUUCCCGGUGGGAAAGAAGAAGGAGAAGUACAACAUCCACUCCAGCGUGCGCUACCAGUGCCAGGAGGGCUUCACCCAGCGCCACGUGCCCACCAUCAAGUGCCACAGCACCGGCAAGUGGGACCGGCCCAAAAUCCUCUGCACAAAACGCGGUCGCACCGAGCGCGGCGGCACCGGCGGCACCGGCACAGCCACCCCCACCACCAGCACCACCACCACAAACCCCGCAAGGAGCGGCGAAAACACCGCCAGCACCUCCGGCUGGACUGGAUGGAGGAGGGCCACUACUUCUAGGGCCGGGCGGCGGCCACCGAGCACAAGGGGCCCCCGUGGGAUGUGGUGACGUCCCCCCGCCCCUCUCCCACCCUCCCCGCCCCUCUUUUAUAACCCCUUUUUGGCUUUAGCUCCUUAGGAUGCCCGGCCCCGUAGGGAAUAGGAUCCGGAGGGGGCGGCUGCGUGUGCGUCCCCAGCCCUCCCUGCAUGUCCCGCGCUCAGCCCCCCCGGCCCGGGCUGGAGCCCCCAGCCCCGCACAGGGACCCCCCCCAGCUGGGCUCUGUCCCUGUCCCCAAAUCGGGGCUAAAUCAGGCAGCCCCCCCCCAUAUCCCACCUUGGGCGGCUCUGGUUUUUUAGCAGCCCCCCCAUUUCCCUGCCCCAGCACCCCGGGGUGUCCCCGCGGCCGGCACGGGGUGGGGGUGGGGGGGGGGACACGGUGCCUCCGGGGCCACUGUCCCGCUCCGCGCCUGGUUUGGGGGGUGUUUGGUUUGGUUUUGUCCCCUUUCCGUUCGUUUCGGGUCCCCGUUGGAGUUGGCGUGUGUGUGUGUGUACGGCGCUUUCUGAUCUCUGCUGUUUGCGACGUGACUGCCGUGUCCCGAUCCCCUCCCCGACCCCCUCCCGACGCCCCCUCCCCAUUUCUGACUCUGCCUUUCUGUACUGCUGGACAUUUUAAUAAAUUUUUUUAACAGUU
Corvus hawaiiensis (hawaiian crow) is the source of this 4843-nucleotide messenger RNA. It is a transcript of the gene NCAN, whose product is annotated as neurocan. Lineage: Eukaryota; Metazoa; Chordata; Aves; Passeriformes; Corvidae. Gene Ontology annotation, molecular function: calcium ion binding; hyaluronic acid binding. Gene Ontology annotation, biological process: cell adhesion. The record is from RefSeq and is a predicted model, not a curated record.